GAGCAAAUAGAGUAUUACAAGUAGGACCUCAAAAUCGAAAAAUUGAGAAAGAAGACAUAGAAAAAAUAGAGAUGAGGUGGAUAGUACAGUGCCGUUGCUAAAAAUCAACCGGAUUCCCUACUAACAUUAAUCGGUGAACCAGGAGCAUCUAGUCAUCCUGCACUAGCUGCUGGUCCGUGCUCUGACCUUAGCGGCGAUGGAGAAGGUUCUGGUGAGCGCGGCGACGGGGGCUUUGCAGCCCGUGCUGGGGAAGCUGGCGACCCUGGCCGGCGACGAGUACAAGCGCCUCAAGGGGAUCCGCGGCGAGAUCGACUCCCUCUCCCGCGAGCUCGCCGCCAUGGACGCCUUCCUCGAGAAGAUGUCGGAUGCAGAGGAGGAGCCCGACCCGCGGGACAAGGUGUGGAUGAACGAGGUGAGGGAGCUGUCCUACGAAGCCGAGGACAGCAUCGACGACUUCAUGGCCCACGCCGCCGCCGGUGAUGGGUCCGCCGCCAGGCCGGACGGCUUCAUGGGGAAAAUAAAGGGCGUCGUGGGCCGGACCAAGGCUCGCCACCGAAUCGCCAAGGCCGUCGAGGAUCUCAAGAGACAGGCCGUCGAGGUGAGCGAGAGGAAUGCCAGGUACAGGUCUAGCGAGCCCACCACCUCCGUCUCCAACAAGCGCAAGGUUGACCGCAGAGCUCUUGCCAUUUUUGAGGAUGCAUCGAAACUCGUCGGCGUUGAUGGACCUAAGAAAGAAGUGAUCCAGCUAUUGAGCGGCGAUGGGGAGCCCACACAGCAGCAGCAGCAGCCACCCCAGGUGGUCGCCAUUGUUGGGGCCGGAGGAUUGGGGAAGACGACAGUUGCAAACCGAGUGUAUCAAGAGCUCAAAAGGCGGUUCGAUUUCCAUGCUUUCCUGUCCGUGUCACAGAAUCCAGACAUCGUCAGAGUAAUGAGUAAGAUUUUCAGUCAGUUGAACAAGAAAUACUCUGCUGCUGGCACCGAAGAUUUGUUGCAACUUAUCACCAAGAUUCGGGAUUUCCUCGCCGACGGAAAUAAACGAUACUUUAUUGUAAUUGAUGAUAUAUGGAAGGUGGAAACAUGGAAUGAUAUGAAGUAUGCAUUUCCCAUAACCAAUUCUGGCAGUAUAAUAAUCACCACCACUCGUAUAAAUGUUGUCGCUCAGUCAUGUUGUUCAUCAUUCAGUGGCCAUAUAUAUAAUAUGAGGCCUCUUGAUGAGGUGCACUCAAGACAACUAUUCUAUGGAAGACUAUUCAACUCUGAAGAAAAAUGCCCUUUGCACCUUAAAGGAAUUUCCAGUCAAAUCUUGGAAAAAUGUGCCGGUUUACCUUUGGCGAUCAUUGCUAUAUCAGGUUUGUUGGCUGACAAGGCAAGUAAAAAGGAUAAAUGGGAGCAAGUGAAGGAUUCAAUUGGUCGUGCACUAAGAAAUGCAAGCGUUGAUGCAAUGGUGAACAUAAUAUCUCUUAGUUACUUGGAUCUUCCUCGUCAUCUUAAAACAUGUCUACUGUAUCUGAGUAUAUUUCCAGAAGAUCAUAUUAUCAGCAAGGAGAAUUUGAUAAGGAGAUGGAUUGGUGAGGGUUUCAUACAUAGGCAAGUCGGUUAUGCACUGCAUGAGUCAGGAGAAAUGUGUUUCAAUGAGCUCAUUAACAGGAGCUUGAUCCAGCCGGUGAUAGACAAGACAUUUGGUCACGAGGUGAAGAGCUGCCGAGUUCAUGACACAGUUCUUGAUUUUAUCAUAUCCAAGGCCGUUGAAGCGAACUUUGUGACUAUAGUAGGUGUACCUGGUGUACAUCCCGAUCAACGAAACAAGGUUCGUCGGUUGUCUCUGCAGAAUGGCGGUGAGAUUCCGGCGGGUUUGGUUAUAUCUAGUGCGCGGUCACUCCAUGUUUUUGGGCCUAAUGUGAAGAUCCCUUCUCUGUUGGAGUCCAGACUGUUGCGUGUUCUAGUCUACGAAGACUGCUGGCAGUUAAAAGAUGAUCACCUUGCAGGUAUCGGCAAUUUGUUGCACCUCAAGUAUCUGAGGUUCAAUGAUGCACGUGCCCUGAGAAAGAUUCCAGAAGAAGUAGCAAGGCUACCACACUUGGAGAUUGACGUACUUGAGCGUGGAAAAUUAAAGGAAAUUCCAGCGACCAUCUGGCAGCUCCGAUGGUUGACCCUUCGUGGACAUGACAGUAAAGUACCGGAUGCAGUGGCAGCCAUGCAAGGAUUACAAGUGCUGGAGGUUUUCAAUGUUUAUGCACAGUCAACUGAGUUUCUCGUGGGGCUUGGCCAGCUGAAAAGCCUAAGGAUGUUGGGCAUAACAUUCGUCAUGUACCGUGUUGGUCUCUAUUCAAAGGAGGAAGAUGUUCAAACCGCAAAGAUGGUCUCUUCCAUAGCUGAGCUAAGCAAAGCAGGCCUUGAGUCUCUGCACAUUAAGAUCGACAAGCCGUCGGACAGGAUAUUGGAGGAGGAUUGGUUCCCGGAAUCUGAUCCUCCAUCUCCAUAUGGCCUUCGGGAACUUGUCAUCGAAUCGGUGGGACUCCCACGAAUUCCAACAUGGAUGGUCUCACUCGGCAACCUUGAGAAACUGUACGUCUCAAUGCUUCGUGUCGGGGAGGAAGACAUGGAGCUCCUGGGAGGCCUGCCCAGCCUGCAACACCUCUGCAUCCAUUGUUGGUGGGGUGAAGACGACGAGUCAGCUGAGAUGGAGGCUGCCAUCAAGAGAGCGAUGGAGGCCCAUCCCAACCGUCCCUGCUACUCAGUCACAUAAAGUACUGUGGGCGAGAGCGACACGGUGCCAAGUGGGAUGAUUUUGAAAUUUGUGAUUAAAUUUUGAGUCAAAAUUUCGAACUAGGAAAUCCCCAAUAAAUUUGAAGUGGGACUGGGACAUGAGUGGGAUAUAUCACUUACAACCCUAGGCGACAUCCUUAAUCUGUUGAAUAAUUUAUUCCCUUAGUCCAACAAAAAAUGUCUCAAGUUCGUUAAAAUUUAGAUGUAUCUAGACAUGACUUACUGUAUAAAUGCAUUUAAAUUUAAUCAAA
Messenger RNA from Brachypodium distachyon (stiff brome), 3017 nucleotides. Its product is annotated as disease resistance protein RPH8A. The transcript has 3 exons. The record is from RefSeq and is a predicted model, not a curated record. Gene Ontology annotation, molecular function: ADP binding. The coding region runs from base 197 to 2746 and encodes 849 amino acids. NCBI's taxonomy places the organism in Eukaryota, Viridiplantae, Streptophyta, Magnoliopsida, Poales, Poaceae. Gene Ontology annotation, biological process: defense response to other organism.